This is a messenger RNA of Oryzias latipes (Japanese medaka), 2578 nucleotides long. It is a transcript of the gene dnajc5aa, whose product is annotated as DnaJ (Hsp40) homolog, subfamily C, member 5aa. The record is from RefSeq and is a predicted model, not a curated record. Lineage: Eukaryota; Metazoa; Chordata; Actinopteri; Beloniformes; Adrianichthyidae. Gene Ontology annotation, cellular component: membrane; presynapse; intracellular membrane-bounded organelle. Gene Ontology annotation, biological process: regulation of synaptic vesicle cycle.
GGGCGGAGCUAGCGGGCUUCUGCGGCUGUCCAUGGUCCUGUAGUAGCGCCAGAAAAGAGUCAGAAUACGUGCGAGAUGCAGCCAUAGUCACGCUCCAGCGUCCAAGACCACAACGUGCCAGGAUAGUUAGCCUUGCAGCGCGCGCACACACCGACGGAAAGCCUGUGGACGUGAGGCACCAUGACUGAGCAGCAGAGGCAGCGCUCUCUGUCCACUGCAGGGGAAUCCCUCUACCUGGUGUUAGGAGUGGACAAGCUGGCUACAAAUGACGACAUCAAGAGAUCUUACAGGAAACUGGCACUGAAGUUUCACCCUGACAAGAACCCUGAAAAUCCUGAGGCUGCAGAUAAGUUUAAGGAGAUAAACAACGCUCAUGCCAUUCUGAAUGACCCAACAAAGCGCAAUAUUUACGAUAAAUACGGUUCUCUUGGACUCUAUGUGGCUGAGCAGUUUGGAGAGGAAAAUGUAAACACUUACUUUGUCCUUUCGAGCUGGUGGGCAAAGGCUCUGUUUAUAUUCUGUGGCUUGGCCACUGGAUGCUACUUCUGUUGCUGCCUGUGCUGCUGCUGUAACUGUUGCUGUGGACGAUGUAAACCCCGGCCUCGGGAGGGCCAGGAGCAAGACUUCUAUGUGUCUCCGGAGGACCUAGAAGCUCAACUGCAAUCUGAUGAAAGAGCAGAAGCCGGGGGCGAACCCAUAGUGCUGCAGCCAUCAGCAACAGAGACCACCCAGUUGACAUCAGAUGGGCACUACUCCUACCACACCGAUACCGGCUUCAACUAACUCCCAGUGAUCCCGACUCAGGAUCCUGCCCGCUUUCCCGCUCCACCUCAGCAAAACGAAAGAAAGAAGCAGUCCAUCUUUUCACUCCCGAAAGAGAGCCAUGUACAGGAGAGGGACCAGUUAGCAUGACCUAUGAAAAAAUUACAUCUCCGCACCCUACCUGUAUUUCCCCUGGUAAGAGAAAUGAAAAAGUUGUCCUUAUUUUACUUCUCUUUUUUUAUAUAAUCUUUUUGUUAACAGAUCAGUCCUUCAUCUUCAUGCUCUUGCAUGCACCAUGCAGGGCACACUGUUCUUAAAUGAUCUUUACUUUUUGGAGAGAUUUCAAUUUAUAAAGUCAUAUCUUCAAGUUUUUGAGAUACUGAGAGAACUAAGGACUGUGGAUCAGGAGAGUGGAGACAUGAAUUUGUUAGGUCAGAAUGUCAGUGCCAUCCUUUAACUGUCGACUAUUGAUUUUAGCUCCUCCCCCCUCCCCUGAUUUACAAUCACUAUGCCACCCUCAAACAUCAGACAUGGAGGAAGUCUUUGGCAUUGCACAUGUUUGUCUUUCAUGAGGCCCCCUGAGUGUUUAUUUUUCAAAGGAUCAGAAGCAUGUGGUCGUUCCGAUGCAAAGCUUUAUUUGCAGGCAUUUUUUCUGUAAGCACCCGCUGAUGUGAUGUUUCCUCUUUAGCUGUUGAGACGUGAUUUUGGACUAUUUCCCCCUGAAGAAGCUUUGCAGUUGCAGGACUUGCUGUACUCCUUCCAGUGUUUUUGCUGCAGCAAGUUGUCAUUUUUUUGUUCUCUUAAUGGAACCUCCAAAGGAAUCCAUGUGAUCUUGAAUUUAAAAUCUGAUUUAGGAGCAGUUUGUCAAUCUUUUCCAAAAAUCACAAUUCAACGCUGCACAUUUUAUUUAUGGUAAAUACAUUCUUCACUCAUGACGGGAAAAUCAAAGUGUUCAAACCCAAAGAUGAAACAGCUGCCUCUGUUGCUGUUGUUUUCAGAGCUAAAUAAAGCCAAGGAGCUCAGAACAGACCCACAUGAUCUCUUUUAGCUGCAGCAGCAGAGGGUAACUUUUUUUUUCCAGAAGUUAACUUAAAGAAAAAUGUUUUACUCGUUUCUAGUAUCUUUUGUUUUGUCAAAUUCUGAAAUGACUUUUUUUCACGUUGAAGAAAAAGCUUGCCUGGCAUUCCUCAUCUGUUUGCCAGCGCUAUAGGCUGAUUUUUGCCAUAAAUUGCCAUGAACAUAUUUGUCAGUUUUGUAGCGGCCCAUAACUCAUUUUAAUGGUUUACAAUUGGUGAGCCCCUGUAGCCCACCCUCUUAAUUGUAUGGAUGUUGACCUCUGUGACCCUUGUAUGGCGUUUUCUGUAAACCCUCCUCCUGAUGAAACAUAGAUGUUCCUGUCAUGGCUUUUUUCAUUGAAAUAUUGAAGAAAUGCUACUGUAAAUGUUCUAAUCUGAAUGCACUGUGUGUUUAAAAAAUUACAAAGGAUUUAAGAUCAGGAAAUGUUUCCAUAUAAAAAAAGACUACAUAGUAUAUAGCGUAUCUACAGUGAAAUGGUUAUAUGAUGCAUUUUUUGUAUUUUACUUUAUUUCAUACCUCAAAUGAUGAUUUCCUUUCAUUUUAGCUGGUAUGGUGUUGUAAUAUAACCAUGGCAUUUUGCAAAGAAAUGUCUCAAUGGUUCUGGUUGCUUGUACAUACACUUGGCCCACAUAAAGUAUAAAAACCUACAGUUUCUGUUGUAGCAUGGUAACCGUGUGUCUGGAAGAAAUAAGUGGAUCAUUGAUCUGAUUUGCUGUUGUUGAAUAAAUGUUCCUCAACA